This is a messenger RNA of Artibeus jamaicensis (Jamaican fruit-eating bat), 3363 nucleotides long. RefSeq names its product maestro heat like repeat family member 8 (gene MROH8). The record is from RefSeq and is a predicted model, not a curated record. Gene Ontology annotation, cellular component: cytoplasm. Bases 71 to 3214 code for a protein of 1047 amino acids. Lineage: Eukaryota; Metazoa; Chordata; Mammalia; Chiroptera; Phyllostomidae. The transcript has 24 exons.
CUCAGGUGUCUGGCGGUCCCACCCGCUCAGACCCUCCGUUAGACUUUCAGCCCCAGGAGUGCGGGAGCCCAUGCCCCUGUCCCGCAGAGGAAGGGGACCCCGCGGAGGCGGCUCCCGAGUGGCGAACACUAGCCUCCCAAGGGCGCCGGCCCACUCGCCGAGGCGCGCCGUCCGCGGGGCUCCGCCGUCCAGCCAUGCGCAACACCUUACCCGGCAGCGCCAUUCCUCCGAGCAGGUCCCCAAAGGGCCCGAAACGCAGGCUGACUUCCGCUCGGGAAAGUGGCUUCAGGAGCGCGCCGGAGGGGACGCAGGGGACUCGCGGCAGGCUCCUCGUGCUGAGAUGGACUCUAAGCACAGGAUCUGUAGUUGGGAAGAAGUAGUGAUCCCUUAUGCUUCUGACAGUGAUUCAGAAAAUGUGGAUUUGCAGCAGAGCAACUUAGAGGAUAUUAUAAAGAGCCCAAAUAGCCAUGAAUUUACAGGCUCAGGCAUCUCUAGCCUCCCUCUGGAGUCCCUCACAGAUAGGUCCAGACACACGUCCCAUGAGGACCCCUUCAGCGAGGACACCAUUGAGAAGUUGAUCAAAUCCAUCCAGGGGUUUUUUCAUGGUGAGCUAAAGAGUGAACAUGAAAAGCUGACAUUCCUAAGAUCUUUGUCUUCUCUCAGCCAAACUUUACCUGAUGAUGAAACCUCAGAAUCAUUCAUUCACAGCCACAUCACAGACAUUGUACAUAUCAUCUAUGUUGUGGUGAAAGAGGAACCCCUGCACUCUCUCUUCAGCCCUGUGCGCCAGGAGGUCUUUGUCACCAUCGCUAGCCUCAGUUACCAAGAUGUCCACUUACUGUUUGGCUCCGAAGAUCGAGAUGACUUGUUCAGCUUUAUCAUCAAAAGUAUAAUCACUCUGCCCUCUGAAAAGACUCUUACCCAGCUGCAGCAAAUCAUGCCAAGUGGGUCCUACAACUCAGAGUGUCUCUACAGGCAGACGUUCCAGAUGUUCUCUGAGAUGCUCCAGAGUUUGGUGGUAAAAGACCCCUACUUGGAAAAUUUUGACAUUAUUUUUAAGCACCUGGACCCUUGGUUACAGUCAGUUAAAGACCAUGAGCGGGAACGAGCUGCAGCCUGCAUGGCCCAAGUUCUGAAGUGCUUAUAUAGACAUCUCAACGUGAGGUUUCCACUGCGCUUCCAGAGACUUGGACGCCUAGUGGCUCAGAUGGCUCUACUGUGUGCGGACCCACUGAAAGAGGUGGCGGAGGAGGCUGCAGAGGGCACGCACUACCUGCUGCGCAUCACCUUGCGGCUGAAGUAUAUCACUGAGGACAAGAAAAAUCACCGAAGCUUGAGAAGAGCAAUGAAAAAAUGUCAAGAACUCCUAGAAUGCUACAGUAUUCAAUGUUUUUACAGUUGUCCCUUCAGAAUCGGCCAGAUCUUCGAAGUUUUUCUCGAUUCAAAUGAGCUCUGCCAGUUUGUUCUGACUGUAUUGGAUGGCCUCAAAAAUCUGAACCAUCAGUGUACCCAGCAAUCGGCAGGAGAAUUGCUGAUAUCAUUGGUGAAAAAUGCGAAGUCCCGAUUUGAAAAGGUGCCAGAAAUUAUGGGAGUUGUCUGUGCCCAGCUAUCCAGGAUCAGCGAGCCUGAAGUCCGCCAACAAGUCGUAACUACUGUGAGUUUGUUUAUCUCCAUGCCCAAGUACACAGAUACAGUGAUCAGCCACCUUCUUUGUCAUCCAGUACCAUAUGACAGGGACCUGGCUGAAGUGUGGAGAACUCUGAAGGUGGAGCCGCCCAGCGCAACCCUGAUUCUGUCGAGGCUCCUGAGGAAGCUGCAGAAAUGCCAUGACGUGCCCACCCAGGGGAAGAUGGCCUAUGUGGCUGUUUCCGCCACAGAUGCCCUUUAUGAAAUAUUUAUGGGAAACACACUCCCAGAAGCUACAUUUGAACUCUUUCCUCAGCUUCUCGUGACACUGCUCAUCCAGAUUCACCACAGCAUCGACCUCACCAUGUCCGAUGUCGCCAUCCCAACUGGCCUGUAUGCAGAACAGGAAAUGUCUUCCAAGGUCACCCCUCUGUGCUUUGCCAUACAGGCUACAAAGACUCUCCUCUUCAGAACAUUGUGCUUGCAGGAAUUCAGCAUCAUGGAGAAGAAUAAAGGGUGGACCCUCCUGGCAGGAAAAGAUUGCCAUCUUCAGGGAGUGUCUCUCCUGGCCAAUGCAUUGCUGGACAGAAAUCACGUCCUUGCACAGAAGAUCUUGUACUUGUUAGUCCCUCUUCUUAACCGAGGGAAUGAUAAGCAUAAAGUCACAUCUGCAGGGUUUUUUGUGGAGCUUCUCCAGAGUCCAGCGGCUAGGAGACUGCCUGGCAUAUACUCUGUGGAUCGCCUGAAAGACUGGCUACUUCAUGGAAACAACCUGUUUAAAAUGCUUGCCCUCAGGGGACUGUGCUAUCUCAUCAGACACCAGGAGCUGAGAGAAGACAUCAAGAGCCUGAUGCCACGCUUCUUAGACCUGUUAUGUGAAACUGAGGAGAAGAUUGUUUUGUUGGCCAUCCAGACACUCCUGCAGCUUGUUGGGACGAUGGAUUUCUCUACCCUGAGGGCCAUGAUGAGGACACUGUUCUCCUUGUUUGGUGAUACGAGACCUGAUGUUCAUUGUCUCUCCAUGACCCUCUUUGGAGCUUCCAUGAAGUCUGUGAAACACACAGAUAAGAAGGGUGUAGAGAACCAAGUCCUGGACAGCUUGGUCCCGCUGCUUCUGUAUUCUCAGGAUGAAAAUGAUGCCGUAGCAGAGGAGAGCAGGCGAGUCCUAACUAUAUGUGCCCAGUUCCUGAAGUGGAAGCUGCCCCAAGAAGUGUACAGCAAAGACCCCUGGUACACCAGCCCUAGUGAGGUUGAAACAAUCUGCAGGUUCUUUGGAAAAAAGUGCAAGGGGAAAGUUAACAUCCUAGCCCAAGCAUUGAUGUUCUCCAAGGAUGCAAAAGUUCCUAUCAGAAGAGCAGCAGUCUUGUUUAUAGGGCUCCUUUCCAAGCACCUGGAUCGCAGUGAACUCCAGAUGAAGGGCACUAAGUGGAUAGAGGAUGAUCUGAGACAUCUGCUGCAUGACCCUGAGCCCUCUGUGCACAUCGUCACCUCCCAGGCCUUGUUCCAAAUCCAGAAGGCGGGGGCUGAACCAGACCCUGAGCAGACACUUGGCGGGUUGAGGAAGCUCUUGGGUUGUCUUUCUACCUAGAAGCCCAAGGCAAGCCACAUCAGAGAGAAGCAUCCAUUAGGAGACAGAGGACUGCUCUUUACUGAAAUACCUCAGCAGUUUGAGAAAGGCUGAAGAAGUACUUAAUAGCAAUUUUAUUAACAAGUCUGUUUAUUCCAAAUAUCUCCAUU